UCGAAAAUAUAACAAACUCUUGUGAUUUUUCUAGCAUUAUGACUUAUCUAGGGUUCAAACGAUACAGCAUGGUAAAUAGUUCAUUUGCAAUGUUGAUUAUUUGUCUGAUUUCAAUGACCGAUUCAUUGCCUGACGAUGGUCUUUGUUCCCAAGUUUAUCAAAUGCAUGAAUAUUGUACAAGACAGGUCACAUUACGCUCGAAUUCUCGACCAGACCAUGCUCACGCAGGGCGAGUUGGUAAAGCGGGACCACGUGGACCACCAGGCAUAGUUAACUAUACAAAGAUAGAACAGGAAAUGCAGAAGAAAUUCAACGCAAUGGAGGUUCGUUUCAAAACCAAGAUGACCAACAUCGAGGAAAAGAUGUUGAACAACACAUCUGAGAUAGAAAGAAAAUUUUCAGAAUUGAUUCGUGUGGCUCAAGAAUUGAGACCUCUAACUUUUUCCGACUGUGGAAAAGUAACUAAGAAUGAUGCAAAAAUUUGGAAGGAAACCGGUGGAGUUUUUGAUAUUUACCCAGCUUACUCAAAGCUUGAAGUAUUCUGUGAUCUAACAACUGACGGUGGGGGUUGGAUGGUUUUCCAACGACGUUCAAGUGGCUCAACGGAUUUCUAUAGAACUUGGAAUGAAUAUGUAAAUGGAUUUGGAAACAAAGAUGAUGAAUUUUGGUUUGGCCUGGAGAAUCUUCAUCGUCUGACUCGUGAUAAUGACUACGAACUUCGUAUCGAUUUAGAAGAUUGGGAAGGAAAUAGGAAAUAUGCGAAAUAUUCAAACUUCAAAAUAGGAGGACCGAAAUCGAAAUAUGCACUCACCGUUGGAGGGUACACUGGAGACGCGGGAGAUUCUUUGAGUGGCCACAACGGUCAUAGAUUUUCGACUAAAGAUCAAGACAACGAUAUACAUUCUGGGAAUUGCGCGGUUUCUUAUAAAGGGGCGUGGUGGUACACAAACUGCCAUGCAAGCAAUUUAAAUGGUCAUUAUUUCCAAAGCGGAGUUCAAGAAUCAUUCGCAGAUGGCUUGGUAUGGCGCAGCUGGAAGAAAAACUAUUAUUCUCUCAAAUUCACAGAAAUGAAAAUUCGACCAAUUUAACAAUUUCUAACCACUGUAUAAGAGCAGACCAUGGAUUGACUUUCUAGAUUACAAAUCAGCUAGUAUUGAUAUUUCAUCAAAUAAUAAUUUUCUUCGCCUUGUUUUUUGUUUUGAAUUAUUAUCCCACUGCGUUGGCUUCCAGUUUUAAUAUAAAUUGACCAGACUGAAUUUAUAUUAUAUAACAAAAUGAGUUCUGUUAGUGUCGGAAGAAAAUAGAUGAUUAAACAUUCUAUGUGUUGUUUGUGUUCGUUUUGGAUACUUUCUAACUUCGCUCGUUUACAGUUUCAACCUACAUAGACCAGACUGAAACUAUAUUAGGAUAACAAAUUACAUACAUAUAUAUAUACAAAUUAAAGACAUAGGGAUCAUAUUCACAUAAAGGCUUUCUUAUGAGUGGACGCAAUAUCCCUAAUUAGUCAUUUACUUCACGUUAUUCUUCUGUAAACAUUUGUUUUUCAAAGUUGAAGUUUGAAAAAGUCAAUUAAAUAGUACAGCAGUGCUCUAAUAAAGUGGUUUUCAACCGGAAUUCCGCGGCAUGUCAGGACUUCCGGGAGAUUUCAUUCAAAUUGAAAAUCUGUAUGUUUUUAUUGUUUAAAUAUAAUCAAAUACCUUUAGGUUUGCCACCCGUAUUAAACUU
Messenger RNA from Styela clava, 1725 nucleotides. NCBI's taxonomy places the organism in Eukaryota, Metazoa, Chordata, Ascidiacea, Stolidobranchia, Styelidae. The record is from RefSeq and is a predicted model, not a curated record.